Parastagonospora nodorum SN15 is the source of this 2001-nucleotide messenger RNA. RefSeq lists its product as hypothetical. The record is from RefSeq and is a predicted model, not a curated record. Gene Ontology annotation, molecular function: oxidoreductase activity, acting on the CH-CH group of donors. Lineage: Eukaryota; Fungi; Ascomycota; Dothideomycetes; Pleosporales; Phaeosphaeriaceae. The coding region runs from base 1 to 2001 and encodes 666 amino acids. The transcript has a single exon.
AUGACGCAACCACCUCAAGCAGCGUCUUCAUCAACUUCGGGCUUUUUCCAAGCUUCUCCUGAACUGCAGCCGCAGUACACAUCAAUCCAUGCAUUGCCGUCGCAUCUCAAAGCACGCUAUGCGGACGGCCAAAAUGCGUCCGAUGAUCCGAUCACUACAAGAAUCCUCAAGUUAUAUCUCCCACCAAAUACAACCGAAGUCGAAAAGGAUGCACACAAAAUUGCUCGUCUAUCCUUGAAUCCAACCGUCCUCGUCCACGCUACUGAUGCCGAGACAAAUCAUCCCGUACUACGUCCAUUUACAACAUUUGGCCAAGAGAACAACAAUGACCCUCUAUGGACGACGACAGGAUGGCAGAAGCUGAAAGAAAUUGGGUACGAGGCAGGCGUAGUUGCGGUCGCGUAUGAGCAAUCGCACACGAGCUUCAACCGACGUAUCCAUGCCUUUGUCCUCAACCAUCUCUGGAGUCCCACGGGAACAAUGACUGGAUGUCCAAUGAGCAUGACAGACGGUGCUGCCACGCUCUUAAAAAGGCAUUUGAACGAUCCAGAAGGAGACCAGCCUGGCCGUAAUAAAGUUUUCACAGAAGCCUACGAACGACUGACUAGCCGCGACCCCAAUUUUGCUUGGACUAGCGGACAAUGGAUGACUGAGAGGGCAGGAGGCAGCGAUGUAUCUGGAACCGAAACAUUUGCGCAUCGCGUGUCGAAGGAAUAUCUCGAGCAAGAAAAGAAAGCUGGACGAGGGUCUGAUGCGGUAGGAAUGCCACUUGGCCCGUGGAAAAUUGACGGCUUCAAAUGGUUCAGCAGUGCAACUGAUUCCGAAAUGGCGGUGCUCCUUGCACGCACAUCAAAAGGGGGACUCUCUGCUUUCUACAUACCCAUGAGAAGAAGGGCAGGAGAAGGCGCUUCCGCAACCAACGAGCAAGCGCCGCCACCGACCGAAUUGAAUGGCAUCCGGAUUCAGCGACUUAAGAACAAGCUCGGCACAAAGUCUUUGCCCACUGCUGAACUUGAGCUCAACGGUGCACGUGGCUGGUUGAUUGGUACCGAAGGGCAAGGUGUAAAAGACAUCUCUGCUAUCCUGAAUAUUACUAGAUUAUCGACGGGAGCGGGCAGUGUUGCAAGCUGGUCCAGGGGUCUAGCCAUCUGUCGUGCGUACAGCAAAGUUCGCAAAGUGCGUGGUGGUCUACUCCAAGAUAACCCAGCGCAUUUGAAAUGGAUGGCCGACGAGACAGUAAAGUACUGGGCCGCUGCGCACUUUGCUUUUCUAGGCGUUGCGUUGCAAGGUUCCUUGGAGCAGGAUUGGGACAAGAUGGUCGCCAACACCAGAGCUGCGAAUUUGAUACCACGAGACAAGGCGCACGUCGCUGCUCUUCUUCGACUGAUUCUUCCAGUAAUGAAGGCUCAAGUCACCGUAGCUUCUGUACAUGGUCUGAGACAAUGCAUGGAGUGUCUUGGCGGGAUUGGCUACUGUGAGAACAAUGAGGACGGCGGCCUCCUGAACAUCGCGAAAAUUUAUCGCGACAAUCUUGUCAAUCCUAUUUGGGAAGGCACAGUCAGCGUAAUGGCUGAAGAUGUCGUACGAGUGCUUCUUGAUAAGCGCUUGGGCGAUGGCAAUGUGUUGACUAGCAUUUUCGCGCCGUGGGUACGGGACGUGCUACAACACUGCGGCUUCAUCUUCGCCACUCAAGCUGAGAGCAUCAGGAGGCGAUUGCAGGUCCUAAUCGACGUGGUUCAAGGAGCGCGGAAAGAUGAGCUUCUUUACCGUGGCAGGGAAUCACUCGAUCACAUCGAAGUCAUUGUGAGCAGCACUACUCUCUUGUACGACGCAACAGUCAGCCCGGAUCCUUUCGCAGAAGAAAUUGUGAAGCGCUGGGUAGGAUCAAAGGCGCUUCAAUCAGGUACACAUGCAUUAAGUCGGACUUGGAGCGAGACUGUGGAGAUGGACAAGAGGAUUUUCCUCGGACCGCAACGAGGAGCCCCAGACUCGAAGCUGUAG